AUGCAAACACAUAUGCGCACACACACAACACACACACAUCUUUAUUGCUGCAGAAGUCACUUAGCCCGGCAGGAAGAAACGGCAUCUCUGACAGAGCUGAGGAACAUCCUUUGGACAAACAGGAAGCCGGUGGCACCCGUCAAUCAAGUCUGGCCAAACCUCUACAUUGGAGAUGAGUCUGUGGCACGUGAUAAAAUCACACUUUCAUCUCUGGGUAUAACUCACAUACUAAACGCUGCAGCAGGACGACACCGCAUUAACACAGGCCUGCAGUUCUACAAAGACCUCAAAGUGGAAUACCACGCUGUUGAAGCUGCAGACCACCCAGAGUUCAACCUCCAGCCUUUCUUCAGAUCAGCCGCACAGUUCAUUGACAGUGCGCUGAAGAAAAAUGGGAAAGUGUUUGUUCACUGUGCCAUGGGCAUCAGCCGCUCUGGAGCGCUGGUUUUGGCGUACCUGAUGAUCUGCCAGGCCCUGUCGUUAGUGGAGGCUAUCACUGCUGUGCGUUUGAAUCGAGACAUUGGACCCAACUCUGGUUUUUUGGAGCAGCUGAGGCAGCUGGAGCUGAGCCUCAAUACACAGAGCAGACAGAUCCCAGAGGAGGACUGUACCAACACAUCCUGA
Molecule: messenger RNA, 624 nt
Organism: Pelmatolapia mariae (spotted tilapia)
Lineage: Eukaryota; Metazoa; Chordata; Actinopteri; Cichliformes; Cichlidae
Product: dual specificity phosphatase 29-like
Exons: 3
Coding region: 1-624 (207 amino acids)
Biological process (GO): protein dephosphorylation; negative regulation of MAPK cascade
Cellular component (GO): cytoplasm
Molecular function (GO): MAP kinase phosphatase activity; protein tyrosine/serine/threonine phosphatase activity
Source: RefSeq, a predicted model, not a curated record